AUGGCAAGGGAUUUGUCAGAACAGCUCCCCGUACUCAUGGAUAAUGAAGCAUUUUUUCAUGAAGUUGUAGAGCGGCAAGCUGCCCUUAGAGGGUUAAGCGAAGCAAUUGUUUUCGAUCAAUCUCCGAAGGUUUGGGCACGGUCGAAACUGACAUUUGCUUUAGAGUUUGCUCGCAUUACAGAAGAUGAUUUGGAGCAUGCCCAGUCUGGAAUUGUGAUUCAUAUGGAUGAAGCGAAAGAUCGUGUGCGUGCCUUAGUGAGUAUUCGUCCCUCUAUGGGGCUUUAUUUGAUGGUCGGACGUUUGGUUGAUCCACAAGUUUUAGAACGCAUUGCGCAAACAGAAGCUGCUGUUGGCGCUUAUCACGAUUUAGGGGAACAGCUUGGCGAUUUAGAAAUUCGCUUUCUGUUGAUCUUCGUCAUUGUUGCAUUGCUUCUUUUGUUUGUGGCUGUUUGGUUUGGGCUUGUUUAUGCAAACCAACUGGUCAGGCCUGUAGGACGUCUUAUUGAAGCGACACAAAAAGUGCGUAAGGGGGAUCUGACAACACAAGUACAAGCAAGUAGUCAGGACGAUUUUGGAGUUUUGGGCGAAGCCUUUAACCAGAUGACCGCACAGUUGCGCCACCACCGUAAUGACCUUAUCCAUGCAAACCAACGCUUGGAUCAACGGCGACAGUUUAUUGAAGCUGUUUUGUCUGGCGUCUCUGCAGGGGUCAUUGGUUUAGAUAAACAUGGAAAGAUUAAUGUAGCGAAUCGUUUUGCAUCAGAUCUUUUAGGGGUCAAUCUUUCUGAAGUGAUGGGACAUCGUUUAAGUACAGUUGUGCCAGAGAUGGCUGACUUGUUGGUGAAGGUUAUUCCUUGCGAAGAUAUAAAUGCGGAGAAUAAACCUGUUGAACAGUUUUCUUUGCAGGCUGUCCAGUCUGAAGUUGUAAUAAAGCGCCGAGGUCAUCAACCAAUUACGUUACUUGUUCGGAUUACUCGAGAAAAAUCGGGAGGGGAUUUUGUGAUGACUUUUAACGACGUGACAGCUUUAUUGCGUGCCCAGAGGCAGGCAGCUUGGGCAGAUGUUGCACGGCGUGUUGCUCAUGAAAUUAAAAACCCUUUAACGCCGAUUCAACUGGCCUCAGAGCGCUUGCGCCGUCGUUAUCUUCCUCAGGUAGAAAAUGACCCAGAAACUUUUGAGCGGUGUAUUGACACGAUUACACGUCAAGUACAGCAUUUAGGGGAGAUGGUCGGGGAAUUUUCAGCUUUUGCACAGAUGCCGAGUCCAAAAAUGAGCACAGUAUCUUUAACUCGACUUUGCCAACAAAUUGUUGCUUUACGGUCUCAGGCUCUUCCAGGAGUUCGAUUUGAUUUAAAGAUACCGGAUUCUUUGCAG
Stylophora pistillata is the source of this 1374-nucleotide messenger RNA. Its product is annotated as nitrogen regulation protein NtrY homolog. NCBI's taxonomy places the organism in Eukaryota, Metazoa, Cnidaria, Anthozoa, Scleractinia, Pocilloporidae. The record is from RefSeq and is a predicted model, not a curated record.